AUGUGUGGGGCAGGCUGGUGGCGGCUGGUGGAACCCUGGACUGGGUCUUCUGGACCCGCUCCGGACAUCCUGUCCCGGUGGUCGGCCAGAGAGCAGAGCGUCCUCAGCAAAGUGCACGUCAGGCCUUUCCACACGGCCCAGCCCCACAGCGGCUAUGGCCAGAGCCCCCCGCCGCCCACAGAGGGCCCGGCAAAUGGGGACAUGUGCACGGGGCCCAGCGAACUUGCUGUGAUUCUCAGCAGGGACCAGGCCCACCUUCUGACCGGCCACCAGCCCCUGAGCGAUGCCUCCUGCCAGGAAGCUGUGGGCUCCUGCGGCAAGCUGACAGGCAUCAGUGACCCUGUGACCGUCAAGACCUCGGGCUCAAGGUUCGGGUCCUGGAUGACAGAUCCUCUGGCCCCAGAAGGUGAUAACAGGGUCUGGUACAUGGACGGCUACCACAACAACCGCUUUGUCCGCGAGUACAAGUCCAUGACCGACUUCAUGACCACGGACAAUUUCACGUCCCACCGCCUCCCGCACCCCUGGUCCGGCACGGGGCAGGUGGUCUACAAUGGCUCCAUCUACUUCAACAAGUUCCAGAGCCACAUCGUCAUCCGGUUCGACCUGAAGACUGAGACGAUCCUGAAGACGCGGAGUCUGGACUAUGCCGGUUACAACAACAUGUACCACUACGCCUGGGGCGGCCACUCAGACAUCGACCUCAUGGUGGACGAGAACGGGCUGUGGGCCGUCUACGCCACCAACCAGAACGCGGGCAACAUCGUGAUCAGCAAGCUGGACCCCGUGUCCCUGCAGGUGCUGCAGACGUGGAACACGAGCUACCCCAAGCGCAGCGCAGGCGAGGCCUUCAUCAUCUGCGGGACCCUCUACGUCACCAACGGCUACUCCGGGGGCACCAAGGUCCACUACGCCUACCAGACCAACGCCUCGACCUACGAGUACAUCGACAUCCCCUUCCAGAACAAGUACUCCCACAUCUCCAUGCUGGACUACAACCCCAAGGACCGCGCCCUGUACGCUUGGAACAACGGCCACCAGAUUCUCUACAACGUCACCCUCUUUCACGUCAUCCGGUCCGACGAGUUGUAGUUGUCUCCGCCCGGAAAGCCCAGGGGGCCGCGGCCUCCCCCACACGGACCUUCCUGUGGGACAGCUGCCGACAUAACCUAACGACACUAAUAAUACUAAUUUCGAAACAUCAGCAGCAGUGUGGGUCCCGGCACCGCGAGGUGGCGUCGCCUCCCCGUGCCUCUGGUCAGAGCGAGAGGGCGACA
This is a messenger RNA of Enhydra lutris kenyoni (northern sea otter), 1277 nucleotides long. RefSeq names its product olfactomedin 1. The coding region runs from base 1 to 1092 and encodes 363 amino acids. The record is from RefSeq and is a predicted model, not a curated record. The transcript has 4 exons. Gene Ontology annotation, biological process: signal transduction. Lineage: Eukaryota; Metazoa; Chordata; Mammalia; Carnivora; Mustelidae.